AUGACCUAUAGAACAGAUGCAAAAGAAAAUAAGGCGAUGGGAGCUGGAUGGAAGGCAGCGCAUGCGGUCUGCGCUAUCGCCCGCGCCAUUGUCCUCGCCCGCACCGUCGCCCUCGCCGCGAGAAAUUGGGCCGGGGCGCCAGCGACGAAUCCUAACCCUAUCUCCUCCGUGCAAGGAGCGCACCGCGCCAUCGUCCUCGCCGUGGGAGAUUGGGCCGGGGCGCCUAUCCGUGCCGCCACACGUCGCCGACCCCGCCUUGCCCAUGCUGCUGCGCCGCCGUCGCAAGGCCAUCCCCGACCUGUGCCGGCACCUCGCCCAUCCUCGAUCCGUGCCCGACAUUCCCUGCUUCUAGGACAGAGCACUGAGAAGAAGAAGAAUGACGAUGGAACAAAGGUUGAAUACAGGCUUUGGAACCCCUUCCGUUCCAAGUUGGCUGCUGCUGUGCUUGGGGGCAUUGACAACUUCUGGAUUGCUCCUGGUACUCGGGUGCUGUAUCUUGGUGCUGCUUCUGGCACAACUGUUUCUCAUGUGUCUGAUAUUGUAGGACCGGAUGGACUGGUCUAUGCUGUUGAGUUCUCUCACAGGAGUGGAAGAGACCUUGUCAACAUGGCAAAGAAGAGGACCAAUGUGAUCCCCAUUAUUGAGGAUGCCAGGCACCCGGCAUGGUACCGGAUGCUGGUUGGCAUGGUUGAUGUUAUCUUCUCUGAGGCUAGGAUCUUAGCCCUUAAUGCUUCAUACUUUUUGAAGCAUGGUGGCCACUUUGUCAUUUCAAUUAAGGCGAAUUGUAUUGACUCCACCCUGCCCGCUAAGGCCGUGUUUGCUGCUGAAGUGGAGAAGCUCAAGGCGGAUCAGUUCAAGCCUGAUGAGCAGGUGACCUUGAAGCCCUACGAGCGUGACCACGCCUGUGUUGUGGGUGGCUACAGGAUUCCCAAGAAGCAGAAGGCUGCCUCUUAG
This is a messenger RNA of Miscanthus lutarioriparius, 954 nucleotides long. The record is from the annotation of a GenBank genome assembly. Lineage: Eukaryota; Viridiplantae; Streptophyta; Magnoliopsida; Poales; Poaceae.